GGGUCUGCAGGGUAACCGGUAACUUGUUUGUACUCUGCUGUCUGCAUGUCUUGCAGGUUAGGGACUUAAGUUGGCAAAACCACGUUCCGGUGUCAACAGUGAACAGGUAAAGCGUAAACACAAAACCUUUGUCUCACUGUCUCACAAAAAAAUCACAAGUGUUGGAUUCUGGGGCUGAAGAAGUGUUUUCAUAACCUAUUGACUUAAUAGUCAAAUUAUUUUGUGUAAUGAGUUAUUCAUAGAAUUUAUAUAUAAUAUAAAUUUAUGAAGAAAGUCGAUACGAAACGAUAAUUCAUAAUUCGUAUGAAACGCAUAGUCGGAGUAAUUUCAUUUUAAAGUUGUCUUGGAAAAUCAAUAACUUAGUGAUCAACUUCGAUCUGUGUUUCAUUAUUAAUUGAGCUCCUGAGACAACAUUUUCUUCAAAUUUUUAAGAUGAUGGAUAAUUUAGAAACAUCUUUACCUAAAGCGGCUGUAGAAGUGAAAAUAACAAACAUUCUCAAUCCUUACUAUAUCAGAUUAUAUGAAGUUCAGCAUUUCAACUCUCAAAAACAAAAACUUUCUAUACAACUACAAAAGCAGCUCAAUUUAAUUAAAAAAUCAGCACCAAGUGCUGAACAUACAAAAAAGCCUUUGGUGGGUGAUGAUAUCUUGAUCUCACAUGAUAGUAAUGAAGAUUUACCUGCAUGGAUAUGUAGAGGUAAAGUUCUUGAUAUUGAAUCAGGCAAAGCAACAAUUUUUUUGAUUGACUUUGGUCAUUCAAUAAAAGCUUCAUUAGAGUCAGUUAUCAAAUACUCACCAAAUUCUAUACCCAUACAACCUUUAACUACUACAGUCUCCUUGGACAACAUUUUACCAAUCGACUCUGCUGGAAAUUUGCUUAAAGUAUGGAAUAAAUCUACAAUAGAUUCAAUCAAAUAUUAUACUUUGAAUUCUAAAAAAGUAUUUUUCAAAACCACAUCUUAUGAUAUCAAAACAAAAAAGAAAUUUGGAGAAAUAUAUUUACUCAUAGCUGAAAAAUAUUAUCAGUUGACAAAGAUUUUGGUUAAAAGUUGUUUAGCAACAAUUUUGAAUGAUAAGUUAUUGAAAGCUAUCAUAAAUAAUGAAAGAAAGGAUCAAAUUAUUUUAUUGAAUGACGCUCCAGAAAUAAUUAAAAAUAAAAGUAAAUCUGAUAAAAGUUUCCUGAAUGAAAUAAAACAACUUUCCUCUGCAACACCUAGUGCUUCAAAUACUAUUAGUUUAACUAAGAAAAAACUAGUUUAUGAUAAAGUGUUAGUCAAAAGUAAUUAUGAUUGUACUCCACUAAAUGAUAUUUCAGAUGCAAGAUUUACCUCAUCCAUACAUAAGGCACUGAAAUGUCAAGGUGUAUGGCAGCCAAAACAAAUCCAAAGUUACAUUUGGCCAGCUUUUAAAAAAAAACUUGAUAUUGUAGCAAUUGAUGCUAAAUCUGCAGGUAAAACUGUCAGUUAUAUUGUAGGAAUAGCAAACUAUCUAUCUGAAAAUGAAAUUGCUAUCAUGAAAAAAGCAAAAGCAUCAUUAGAAACCAAACCAAUAGCAUUGAUUCUAUGCAAAUCUGUUAAUCAAUGCUUGGAUGUUGCUAAAAAGAUUUCAACCCUUCUAGAAUGUACUAAAUGUCGAGUUUUUGGGGCAGCCAAUAGUAUAACAAACAAAGAAAUUAUGGUGGAAAUUUGUAACAAAUUUCAAGUUAUGGUCGCCACUCCACCAUUGUUGCUUAAAAUUCUAGAAAAUUUUUCAAAUAAACUUGACGUCUCUGAAUUAUCUUUUUUAGUUUUAGAUGAAGCAGAUAUAAUUUUGGACAAAUAUUUGAGUCAAGUAUUGCUUUUAAUUCAAAAAUAUAAAAUUAUUUUCAAAAAUAAAAGUGUCAUUGAAAGUGAGACUACACAAGUUAUAUGUGUUUCAAGAACUUGGACACUUCAAAUUGGUGAUUUUAUACAUAAAUUUAUGGUAUCUCCUUAUAUUUGUAUUGGAUCUUACAUAGAAGCAGCUUCUUUUUCAAGAGUUCAAGGAAGAAUGUUGAUAAGACUUUCUAGUAAAAAAAAUGAAGAAGUUCUAAAAGUUUUAAGUAAUUAUCGAGAGGUCAAAACUAUGAUUGUUUGUACCCACAAUCAAGAAGCUAUCGAUUUAGAUCAUUAUUUUAGAUCAGAGUCAGUUGAAACACUUUUGAUUCAUAAUAACAUGCUAGCUACUACAAUUAAUCAAGCUAGAGAAGCUUGGCAUCAUUUUUUACCUGGAAUGUACCCAGUUAUAAUAUGUACUGAUGAUGUCCUGACAGAUUUGCAUAUUUGGAGCAUUGAAUAUUUGAUACAUUAUUCUCUCACAGAUUCAUCAAAAACUCAGUUUAACAGGCGAUUUUGUGUAUUUAUGGAUAAUUGGGAGCGUGACAAAAAAAUUAAUUGUAAAAAUUUGAUUUUAUUUGAUGAGACUAAAGAAUAUGUUCAUUUUAAAGGAAUGGUCGCUAUUUUAAAACGAUUAAAUGUUGAGUUACCUAAAGAUUGGGAUAAAAUAGCAGAAGGCUUAGAUUUAAAAGGUAAUAUGAAAAUUAAGAACCAUCCAUUGUGUGUCAAAACAAAAUCUUUUGGCAGCUGUAAUUUAGAUACUUGCUCAUAUAGACAUAGAGUUAUUUCAGAGGUUGAUACUCCAAUUCUCAACAUCAACAUAGGAGAUGAGCUAAAAAUUCAUAUUACACAUAUUUUUAGUGCUUCUCACUUCGCAGCUCGCAUACUUGAAUGCAUUACUAAGUGUAAAUCUACUGGCAAAAGACAAAUCAUACCAUUAUCAUACAAUAUUUUUAAAAUCAACAAAGAAUUAAAAAAGUAUUACGAUUCACUUGAAAAUAAGAGAUCUGUUGAAAAUGUUGAUAUUGGCCAAUUUUACUUAUGGAAAGAUCGCUCUAACAACUUGAUUCGUCUUCAAGUACUAUUGAUUGUAGAAAAAGUACCAGAAACAAAGAAGCCAAAAUACAUCAGAGCUAGAAAUAUAGAUAAUGGAAAAAUAAUUGAAAAAAUUAGUGCUCAUGAGCUUGUGGAUAUCCCAGAGAAUCUUUUAAAAGAAGAAACACCAAUUAUCGAUAUAUUUUUGACUUCAAUUUCACAUCAUGAAGAUGAAAGUGAUUGGACAGAUUUGGCUAAAGAUUACACAAAAAGUUGGAUUAAAAACAAUACAAGUGAACAAUUAUCUCUCCAUGCACAAGUUGAAUUACAAAUUGGCUAUAGCAUUUUCACCAAAACUUUAAUACCUCGUCAAAAAGUUAAAGGUUUUCAAGAUUUAUCUGGGGAAUCUUUAGCAGCUGCUUUGCUGAAGGAAAAUCAUGGGAUUUCUAAUAAUAAAAAUUUGCCUAAUCUUUUGAAAUUAUGUCAGAAAGCAGGAUUUAAGGACUUAAAUUAUGGAUCAACAAAGCCACAUUGUGAUUCUGUUGAAGAAAUUGAAACCUAAUAAUUACAAUUUUUGAAAAUUUUAUAAAUGAAGUUGUGAAAUUAUCUUUUUAUUUGAAAAAUAUCACUUUUAAUUUUGUUUUUAAAAUUAUCAAUGUAUGUGCUAAGAAUAAGUAAAAUGAAGAACUAAGAUUUUUUUAGAAAAUGUUUUAAUUUACAAUGAACGUUUUUUUCUAACUUUAUAGUUUUUAAAAAUUU
Messenger RNA from Trichogramma pretiosum, 3647 nucleotides. RefSeq names its product putative ATP-dependent RNA helicase TDRD12. Gene Ontology annotation, molecular function: nucleic acid binding; ATP binding. Lineage: Eukaryota; Metazoa; Arthropoda; Insecta; Hymenoptera; Trichogrammatidae. The record is from RefSeq and is a predicted model, not a curated record. The coding region runs from base 433 to 3450 and encodes 1005 amino acids. The transcript has a single exon. Gene Ontology annotation, biological process: germ-line stem cell division; transposable element silencing.